Molecule: messenger RNA, 3764 nt
Organism: Xiphophorus couchianus (Monterrey platyfish)
Lineage: Eukaryota; Metazoa; Chordata; Actinopteri; Cyprinodontiformes; Poeciliidae
Product: oxysterol-binding protein-related protein 1-like
Exons: 27
Coding region: 193-3096 (967 amino acids)
Cellular component (GO): perinuclear endoplasmic reticulum; cytosol; plasma membrane
Molecular function (GO): protein binding; cholesterol binding
Source: RefSeq, a predicted model, not a curated record
CGCUAUCUAAUUUCAGCAGGAAAGUUUUUCCCCCUAAAGCAAGCUUCUUGUCGUAAAAGGUUGCUUAGCAUUCUUAUAUAUUUAGACAGAUUUUUUUUAACAUUAUGUUUUAGUUGUACAUCGCCUGUCUUGUUUUGAUUCUCAGAAGUGCGUCCAUGAAUCUUGAGUUAACUUUUGUUGUGAAGUUUAGAGAUGGAGGAAAACACUCAAGAUCAAUUUCUUCUUUUUGCUAAAGAGGGCAAUUGCCCUCCCAUCCAGAAGCUGCUUCACUCAAGAAGAGACAAAACCAACUUGGUUGACAUUAAUUGCAGAUCCAAGUCUAAAAGCACCUUAGGAUGGACAGCUCUUCAUCUGGCCUGUAACUCUGGCCACAGGGAUGUUGUGGAAGAGUUACUCAAGGCAGGGGUGGAUGUAAAUGUGCAAGAUGGCAUUGGUGACACCCCUCUACACAAAGCCGCAUACACAGGAAGAAAGGAAAUUGUUCUGCUGCUGCUCCAGUACAAUGCCUGUGCCAAUAUAAUCAAUGGUACAGCUAAAAUCCCCAAAGAUGUCACAGAUGAUGAUGAAAUCAUUACCAUGCUGGAGGCUGCAGAGAGGAGGGAGAUGAGGCGACGAGAGGAGAGGCUUCUGGAGGCUGCUAGAGAGGGGGAUCUCUCCACUCUGUCUAAAUUGAUCAGUGCUAAGGAGGCUCCUGAUAUCCACUGCAGAGAUUCAGUUGGAAACACUCCUUUGCACUGUGCAGCCUACAGAGGGCAGAAGCACUGCAUCAUAAAGCUGCUGAAGUCUGGAGCCAGCUCAAAUAUCAGGAAUAGUAACAAUCAGACCGCUCUGGAUCUGGUUCAAACUGAUGAACUCAAACAGAUGAUUGCAGCGUAUCAAACAAAGGAUGUGACCAGUGAAGUGCAGAAGGUCGAGGGCCCUCUUUGGAAGAGUUCACGUUUUCUUGGUUGGCGAUCGUACUGGGUGAUAAUUGAGAAUGGAAAAAUCUCCUGGUACCCCACACAAGCCGAUGCACAGGCUGGAGUUAGAAAACAGGGAUGCAAAUCUCUUUCACAAGCCUAUUGCAUGGUGAAACCGUGGGAUCACUGCUUCUUCAUGCUCAGGUGCAUUGACGACACUGUGCAUAAUUUCAAGGUGCCCUCAAAGAUGGACUCCAUAGCAACGAGGAAGAGAUGGCUGGAUGCUUUGGAGGAGCAUGCAUCCUACAGCGCUCGUCACUUCAAUAAAGACCAGAUUGUUUUAGAUGCAGGUAGUGAUGGUAAUAUGGAGAUGAGAAAUUUGACACAAGCUGUUCAGUCAGCCAAGGUCUGCCAACAUAAACUGGAGAAUGAAGUGUCAAUAUUUGAAUUCAUGGUGAAGAAUGAAGAGCACUCUGGUAUGGCUGUACACCUUCUACUUAAAGCCAAAGAGACCAGCAAGCUUUCAAGUAAAACCUGUGAUGUUCUUCAACUAUGCUUUGAGCUGCUUUCAAAACAAGAAGAGGUGUGGAGCCUGAAGGUAGAGCAGGAAGAGGAGAAGAACAAAGCUCUGACAGAAGCCCUGCAGAAUUUGGCAACUGAGCACUACGAACUCAAGCAGUCCUUAAGUAGGAGCAAGAGGUCGUCUGCACUUUGUACUCUCACUGAAGAUGACUUCUAUGAUGCUAUCUCAGAGUCUGAGUCGGAGCUUUCUGUGAGCGGCUUUCUGUCUGUGGCCAGCUACCCCUGGGAAGAGGACGAGGGCAGUGACACCUCUCUACAAAACAGCCUCCAUCAUCCCAGAGCACACGGGGGGGCUGCCGGCAUGUCAGGGGAGGGUAACGAUGGCAACAAAGCUGCCCAGCACAAUGGAGUGAGGAAGCACAGAACAUCUCUGCCUGCUCCAAUGUUCUCCAGGAAUGAUGUGAGCGUCUGGAGUAUUCUGAAAAAAUGCAUCGGCAUGGAGUUAUCUAAGAUCGCCAUGCCUGUGAUCUUUAAUGAGCCUUUGAGCUUCCUCCAGCGGAUCACAGAAUACAUGGAGCACACCUACCUCAUCCACCGAGCUAAUGCUGCUACAGACUCAGUAGAGAGGAUGAAGUGUGUUGCAGCUUUUGCUGUGUCGGCUGUAGCAUCACAGUGGGAGCGCACAGGGAAGCCCUUCAAUCCGCUACUGGGGGAGACGUAUGAGCUGAUCAGAGAGGAUCUGGGCUUCAGGUGGGUGUCCGAGCAAGUGAGCCAUCACCCCCCAAUCAGUGCCUUUCACGCUGAGGGCCUCAAUGAGGAUUUUCUCUUUCAUGGUUCGAUAUAUCCCAAGCUGAAGUUCUGGGGGAAGAGCAUAGAAGCAGAACCCAAAGGAACCAUAACUCUAGAGCUGCCCAAAUACAAUGAAUCCUACACCUGGACAAACCCCACCUGUUGUGUCCACAACAUCAUUGUUGGUCAGCUUUGGAUUGAGCAGUAUGGGAACGUGGAAGUGAUCAAUCACAAAACUGGAGAGAGGUGCAGCAUGACAUUCAAACCCUGCGGCCUCUUUGGAAAAGAGCUUCAUAAAGUCGAAGGAUACAUUCAAGACAAAAGUAAAAAGAAACUCUGUGCGAUAUAUGGCAAAUGGACUGAGUGUCUCUACACAGUCGACCCCGCAAAUUUUGAUGCCCACAAAAAGACGGAUAAAAAAAACUCUGAGGAAAAAAAGAGCAACAAAGAGAGCAAUGUUGAUGAAGAAUCAGAAGAAAAGCCUCCACCUGAUGCUGAGACAGUCCAGGUGAUCCCCGGAAGCGAGCUCAUCUGGAAGAUUGCACCUCGACCGGAAAAUUCAGCCAAGUUCUAUGCAUUCUCCACAUUUGCCAUGCAACUGAAUGAGCUGGACAAGAGCAUGGAGGGGGUCCUUCCUCCCACCGACAGCCGCUUAAGGCCUGACAUUCGUGCCAUGGAGAAUGGAGACAUAGAUCUGGCAAGCUCACAGAAGAAGAGACUUGAGGAGAAACAGCGCACAGCCCGUAAAAACCGCUCCAAAUCCACAGAGGAGUGGAAAAUAAGGUGGUUUCAGCAAGGACCCAAUCCACACAUCAAAGCUCAGGACUGGCUCUACGCAAAAGGCUACUGGGACAGGAGUUACAGUCAACUGCCUGACAUUUACUAAAUGUAAAACAUCCUCAGAUACACUUAUGGAUUUCCAUUUUACUAACUUUGGACAUCUGCUGCUGCUCUGGUGAUGCAUUACCAGCUCAACAAUGGAGUCGGUAUAGAAAGGGAGAUACGGUUUGGGAGGUAAAAUAAUGUGUGUGAACAAUAAAGCACAAAAACUCUUAUUUAUUGUGGCUCUCAACCACUGAUGUAAAGGUAAUAGCAUGUAGUGGAACUGCUAGAAUGUAUUUUAGAACUAUUGCGUUAGUUUAACUCAAGCGUGCUCAUUAUUUCUAUUCAGUCAGGAGAACAUUUUACUCAUCAGUGUCAGUGCAGUGAGGUGCGAACAGCCCUUCAAGCAGCUUAGCCUGAGCUCAUUUUCCCUAAACACGGCUUUGGCACUGAUUGACACUUGUUCAUGCAUAUUAUGCAGUGCAGAGUUUUACAGUAGAUAACUGAGAUAGAUUUGCCUUUUCCCCACAUGAUACAGUGAGUGGUGCAGAUAUCUGGUGUUUACAUGAAUGUGAUAGAAUAUUUUGCCCUCGGCUUAUGAGAAAAAGUCACUAUAUUUAAUUGUAAUGCGUCUACAUAUAUCCCGAUAAACAUGUGCUUGCAAAAUAUUAGAUUCUGAAAGAGAAUGACUAAUAUAAUAGUUUGGUUUGAAAAAUAAAAAAACAUCCUAAA